Molecule: messenger RNA, 1128 nt
Organism: Didymosphaeria variabile
Lineage: Eukaryota; Fungi; Ascomycota; Dothideomycetes; Pleosporales; Didymosphaeriaceae
Exons: 1
Coding region: 1-1128 (375 amino acids)
Source: RefSeq, a predicted model, not a curated record
AUGGACGCCCUCCCCGAAGAGUUACUCGUCCACAUACUCAACCAUCUGGUCCCCACCCCAUCCCUACUCACACGACCCCUGACACCGACAGUGCAUGCCCUUUGCCUCACCUCGAGGAGAUUAUACCGCCUCGCAAAAUCUCACCUAUACGCGCAUAUACAAAGCACAUCUGGCUCAAUGGGGAUCAGCCUCCUACGGACGCUGGAAAAGAAUCCCGACCUGGCACAACGCGUCGAGCAGUUUGUGGUCCAGCACACCAACGAGCAAAACGACGAAGCCACGAGCCAGAACAAAGACAUCGCCGUGCGGACGAUCCGGUUGCUGUCGAACUUGAAGUCUUUGGAUGUGUCGAGAUGUGAAGCAAGCUUCAUAUGGUGGGACCUAGCCGUUGAUCCCCACUCCCUCUCGCCCGACGACGAAAUCCCUAUGCGCGGCUACUCCAAAGAGCGCUCCGUCCUCAUUCCCUCGCUCCCGCAUCUUCGCACCCUCUCCCUUCGUCUCCAAGACAGUCCAGCCCGCUGUAUCCUCCCCUACCUCAAGCUGCCUUCUCUCCGCGUGCUAGCAAUAGAUGUGCGAGGGACAGUUCGUGAUCGCCACAGCUACACGUCUAGCUACCACACCAACACACCCGUGCAGCACCUCCGCAUCGUCGGCAACGGGACCUCUCGGCAGCCCGACAUACGCUGGCUCGGCGAGGAGCCUGUCAACCUACGCACCCUCUUCCUAGCUGUGGCCGAGCUGGACGGCUGGAUCCCCUGUGUGGUGUGGUUGUUCGGUCAUCAUUUCUGGCGGGGACGCGUCACGAGCCUGCAGAUUGCGGUUGCGGGGCUGCGGCAUUACGAUGUCGACUUUGAAGCGAUGAUCGAGGAUUCGGAGAUGUGCCUUGGAUCGGACGCGCACAGAACGUGGCAAGAGAUGUCAGAGAGAGCGAAGAUGUACAGGAGGGGCGAGAAGUAUGCGCAAUCCUGUCUUGGGGCCUUGCGGUACGUAGCUAAGCGGGCGGGCGGGGAGGAAGUUGUGAAUAUAGGAGAGGCGCACCCAGGCGUGAGGCGAGUGACGAUGAGGAACUUGACGGACGAGGAGAAGAGGGUGUAUGACGUCGGUGCUGGCUUGAAUCGAAAACCCUGA